Messenger RNA from Eutrema salsugineum, 4936 nucleotides. RefSeq names its product protein SHORTAGE IN CHIASMATA 1. Bases 1 to 4869 code for a protein of 1622 amino acids. NCBI's taxonomy places the organism in Eukaryota, Viridiplantae, Streptophyta, Magnoliopsida, Brassicales, Brassicaceae. The transcript has 8 exons. Gene Ontology annotation, biological process: reciprocal meiotic recombination; resolution of meiotic recombination intermediates. The record is from RefSeq and is a predicted model, not a curated record.
AUGCGAGGUCGAUUCCUUAAUAUCGAUUACUUCUCUACUCCACCUUCUCUUGUAUAUGAAACCCUAGGCUUCCUCAAUCUUCCGGCUCCUGAUAAUUUCCCGGCACCUCUAGUCCGCGACCGCGAAGAUGAGCUUCUUCGAUUUGGACCUGUCGAAGAUUUCUGUCUCCCGAUCGAGAAUUUGCCUAUUGAAGCUGCUCUGUCGAAGUUCCUCUGCGACGUGGUUCCCGAUCGCGUCAGUGUGGACUAUAAUUUCGAAAUUGAUGGCUCUUCCCUCGGAGACGAGCUAAAUUCUCAGAUCCUAGAGAAGAAUGAUGGAGAUGGCAUUGAGGAGAAACUUAAUCUAAAUCUUAACAUUAUCCAGUUGGAGACUCCGGAGUUGGAUUUCGAAAUGGAUGGAAAUCUCUCAUCCAAGAUGGAGGAUCUCCAAUGUUUCUCUGAAGUUCUUGAGAUCGAAAAUGAGCCGGUUAAAUUUGAAGAGUCAGAUAUUAUCCUUCAGAACUCAAAUGACAUUCAACAACAGAUAUAUGCUGUUGACCACAUUUCUUCUGAUUACUUCACAGAGAAUAAUACUUCGGUAAGAGAAGAUGAAUGCUUACGCAAGAAUCGACCAUGGUUCAGAGAUGCCAGAUUUCCCCUUCUAGAAGUGGAUGAAGUAAACUUGAGGGAACUGUCAAGCUUAUCUAUGCUCGAUAAAGUAUUUACUGUUCUUGAAACAAUUGAACCCCAAGACACGAAUGCAGAGGGAUCUCUCGUUAUCAACUCUAAGGAGCUUCUAGGCUCUAAGAAUUACGAUCUAUUGGAUAUCCUCUCUACGGAUUGCUAUUCUAACAAGAGUGUUCAAUAUGAUAUGGUACCAGAGGGAGCAUUUUCUGAAAUGGAUAUAGUGAAUAUCCUGGAACUACAGAAUUCGAAGGAAAACUUUCAGUUUGAACAGGGAAAGGUGGCUGUUGAUUAUAACUUUACCAUCCCAGUAACUUUUGAGGAAUAUCAGAUCCUGGAUCUGGAGGUAUCUGAUGUUUUUGAAAUCUUCCUCUGUCUUCAAAAAGCCAUUGAACCAGAAAAUUGUUCUGGGAUGUUCAGCGAAGAGAUGAACUUCAAGAAUUUCGAUCAGUUAGUUGUCAUUUCUGAACUUGCUUUCACAGAUGAUGCCUUCAAGUCUCUGCCUACUCCUCUUUUAUAUGAUUAUGAGAUGACAAAAUCUCUGGAACUCAUUUAUGAGGAUGUAUUGUCAAAGAUCAAGCCCCAAUCCUUUUCUGCAUCAAAUGACAUAUACUUGCCCUGGAACCUUCUUGAGGAAACAAAUUACAGCCAUGAAGGCCCUUUUUGUGACUAUCCGUUUGAAGAAAUAGUUACAUACAACAUUGAUUAUAAGUUGGAAUCUUUAGAAGGAGAGAAAUGGGUUUAUGAUUUCGUUUUCUCUGAAGAUCCUUUCUGCGAGCCACUUGUAGAGAGAGGCACUGAACCUUUCUGUGGUAUAUCUACCCUUGAUGAGAAUUCUCCUCUUAAUACUUCCCAUGGAUUAUUGGAAACCCCUUUUUCAAAAACAGGAGCUGGGGAUUGUGGAGGGAAUGAUAAUGCUAAGAAGGCUGUGCUGUUGUUCAAAUCAAUGUCUGCUUUUGAUGACUUAAAUUUUUUCAUGGAUCCUCAGAAGGCGGUGACUGAAGAGAAUCUCGAGUCUAGAGUUGAAGCUGCUAAGAUUGUCAACCAUAAAAUUAUUUCUGUUGAUCCGACGGCCUCAUGUAUAUCUGGUGGCAUGCACCCAAACCCGAAGACAGAGGAUAUGAUACGUCACUGUGUGCACCCAUCAGAAAAUAUUCUGGCCCUUGUCAGGGACUUUGAGAAGAGCUAUUUAACUCUCGUGAAGGAUGAGUCAGAGUUGAUUUCAACUUUAUCAGAAGAUAAACUUUAUUUACUCAGUAUUUCGAAAGGAAAGCUUAUUGACUGCAUAAAAAAAGCAAAUGUCCAGAAGACACAGUCCGCGGAUGACAAGACUUUCACGUUUGCAUUACUACUAGCAAUUAAACAGAUGACAUGGUAUAUGUGUUUCUUCGGUAUCCAUGUGGCAUAUCUCUAUCUUAACAAGUUAUGUCGGAGCUCAAAUCCCAUGAAGCUAGGAUUGCACACGCUCUACUCGUCAGUUGAAUCAGAACACAUGUCAAUUGAGACAGACAUUACAAGAUCGCAUCCAUCCCUAGCUGUUAUCCAGGGUAUUUUACAGUCAGAAUUUGUCCGGGGGAAUUCUAAAGCAUUAAUUUUGGCUGAGAAAGUUUUUUGGUCCUCGGUGAAAAGGCUAUUAAUGUCCAUGGGGUUAUCUUACAAUGAACUCAACAGUCCGUCCCCAAGUGGAAAUCAGCCAAAUGUUAAUGAAGCCACAGAACUUGGUUUACUGCCGAAUUCAGACUGCCUCCUGGUCUCUUACGAGCGCAUUUCUCCAUCUUUUCCUCUGGAGAAUUUCAGCGUCAUUAUAGAAUAUGGAGGUUCAAAUGCCUCUCCCAGGGUCUCUUAUGCUAUGAAGUUGGAUUCCGUUCCUUGCUUUCAUUUCAUAAAAAUGGAGCUGGAUAUGUCCAGUGCGUGCGGGCAACUCUCUGCAGGUGUUACAAUACCUUAUAGUCUCAAAAUGAUAAAGGUAGAUGAAGUUGAGAGUAAAUCUGGGUGGUUGGAAGAAGUGUUGAACUUUGUUCCACUUGAAAGCGUGUGUUCUGCAGGAUCAUCAGAAACUACAAAGGAAUCUGAAUUUGUCUCCAUGCCUCGAGAAUCUGGAGGAAAAAGUAGGAUAAUUGAACAAGGAUUUCUCCUUGACGACCAAAGAGCAGUGAUUGUAGUGAACACAAAAAAUGUUGAUAAGGAGAUGAUCAUAUCCAGACGAAGUACAUACCAGAAGGUGUUGGCAAUGGAAAAAGAAGGAGUGCAAGUUGUGGAGCGCGAUUCAGAUCUACCUGUGGACCUGAUGCUAAAUCCUGGGAUUUGCUUACUCUGGUAUGACUGUGAAAAUGUUAGUAAGAAGUCGGCUGCAACUAUUAGUGCUUCCUCAAGCUCACUUUCAUGGAUUGGGGAUAUUGCAACCAAUGUUUUGACGUCAUUGAGUUUCAGUUUCAGCAGCUGCAUAAUGGUUUUUGAGGGGGAACCCACCUGCCUGGCUACAGUAAUGGACUCUUCUGAUGAACUGUAUGCAGCAGCUGGUAGCCUGGGAAUCAGUUUACAGAUCUUUUGCUCAUCGUCAGCUGAUAUAACUGAUGAAAUUAUAUUAAGGUGUAUCAAGUCUUCUGUCAAAUUGUCCCCAGUCCAAGCCAAAAUGCCUGAGUCAGAAUCUCUUGCAGAAUCAUUUCUCACCAAAUUUCCUUCCGUGAAUCCGCUUACAGCUCAAGUAAUUCUGUCAUCUGCUGGGUCACUUCUCGAGUUCAUGAAGCUCACACUUAGUAGCAAGGUUCAAAUGAUGCAAAAGUAUCAUGUACCUGAAGAGAGUGUUGAUCUAUUUAGUUCACUAUGCAGAUACGGUGCAAGGGAGGACUCUAAAUCUGUAAUGACAGACAGCUCUUCUUCGGUAUCUUCUGGACCUGACUCAGACACACACCAUUUGAGUGUUCAUUCUGGCUCGAAAAAGAAACAGCACAUUACUAAGAAAGAUGAGAUAGAGAUGGACGACUUGGCCCAUUUUGUUCCCUCGACAGGAUUUGCUUAUGCACAGCUCAAGCCUUCAGAGUUCCAACUUGAUGAUUCUUGGUCGUCUAGAGAUCAUGAGAUAUUCCAUUUUGAUCCUGUCACUGAAUUCCCCGAUGCGCCUCUCAAACCUUCUGGGACCAUUCAUCCUAAUGAUUCUUGGCCAUCUAAAGAUCCUGAGAGAUUUGGCAACAAGUCAGGACCUGGCUCAUCAUCAUCAAAAGAGCCGUUUUGGGAAAAGGAUCUACCUGAUUUUUCAGUGGAGGACAGUCUUCCUGGGAUUCCUGAAGUAGAAGAUUGGAAUUUCCCAGUUGAAGACGGAUUCAUGAGCCAGAACAGAGGAUGUAAAUUUCCGAAGAUGGGAAAUUUUAACUUGCAUGACACUAAGAAUUCAGAGAGUUUCAUCGCAGACUACAAAGGUGAAGUUAUCAACAUACCGGAGAGUAAGUUUCUCGAGGAAGAUUUCCCGCCUUCUCCUGGCUAUAACAGGUAUUCUCCAAUAGUUUCUGAUGUUGAGGAAGACGACCUUCACAGAAAAUCAAAAUUUGCAAGGAAGUUAUCGUUCUCUGAACCUCUCCAGCCUAACUUCCCAAAAACGGCUAAGAUUAACUCGAGUUCUGAAAGAUUAGCCAGCGAGAAAGAUUCAAAAAGAGAGCCAACCUCUUCUUUGCGUGGAUAUGUUGAUAACUUCCCAGCAAAACGCCAACGAACUCUUUUGGAGGAAGUCUUAACUCGGAGAUCUGCGGUUUCCACAACGGAGCUUCCAUUUAGAGAAGAGAUAUCACAUUUUGGUGGAUCUCCACUAUCAAACGCAAUCCAUUCUCCGAAUCCAGUACAAGGAUCUCCUUGGACAAUCGAGUUUCUUAACAGAGUCCGAGAAAGGAGCAGAGAAAGACAGCAGCAACAACCUCUGCCUUCCUUUCUCACUCCCUCUAGUUUGGAAACUCGAGGAGGGAAUCAAAAGAAAUCUAAUAUCAAGAGGAAGAGCCCAUCUAUACUAGAGUUUUUCAAGUAUAAAGGAGGCAACGCUCUUAGAAAAACUCCAGACGAGAAAAGGCAGAAGCGGUCAAAGAAUUCUUCAGACUCGCCACAAAAUGAGAGAUUUUACUCGCCUCUUAGGUCGUGGACACCAAUUGAUAAACGAGCUAAACAGUCUCUAUCUUUCGCGGUGAAUGGAUCUGGAAGCCAAACAAAACUGGUCUGGAAGUAGAGAACCAAACAGCACAAUUGGAGAAUAAGCAAAAACCAGUCAGAAAAUUCAGUGUUGAUGAUCAAAU